GAUUUAUUUGUUUGCUGCGAUGGAAUUUAUAUCCGUAGUCGUCCAGCAACGCGAAUACAUGUAAACACCACCACGCCAGUGAAGUGGAUAAGGGACAGAGAUACUCAGAAUCGAAAGGAAAUAAUUAUUUCCGUAUCCAAUAUAUCCGACAAAAUUUAAUUUUUUCACCACAUCACCCUCAAAGAAGACUAUCGACAUGAGCUGAUACCCGACACAAACAUUCUUUCAAUCUACUAUUCCGAACGCGACUCGCACUCCCGCGACACAUUUCUCGAUCAAACCACCUUUCCUCCCGAAACCUCGUCGCCAUCGCCACCCCCUUCAACUUAAUUAAACCCCAUAUCAUUCGUCGAAAUGUCGAUUUUUAGUAGAGCACAACAAUCGCCCUUCGGAGGCGGCCAAAGUGUCCUUGGCCAGUCCACCAGUACUCCUAGCUUAUUUAACCAAGCUGCGAACCAGACACAAACGCCAAAUCAGCAGCCGCAACAGCAACAACAACAACAACAACAACCGAGUGGGUUUGGAAGCAUACUCGGCCAACCGCAGCAGCAGCAGCAACCCCAACAACAGCAGAACAAUGCCUUUGGUGGGAGUAUUCUGGGUCAGUCGCAGGCGCAACAACAGCAACAGCCACAGCAGCAGUCUGGUUUUCUUAAUGCGAGCCAGGCACAAGCACGCUCCAGCUUGAUCUGGGAACCAGGUCGAGAGUCAUUAAUCCACAAACCCGUUACCGAACAGAUCGAGGGUAUGCUCGCAAAAUGGCAUCCCGAACACCCCAGCACCGUCUUCAAGUACUACUUCUACAACAAGGUCGACCAAGCGCGCGUCCCGUUCUACCAACCCUCUCCCGCCGAAGAUCCACGGGAAUGGGAACAAGCCGUCCACGAUAAGCCAGGCCCUGGUUAUAUGCCGGCCUUCGCUACUGGAUUCAAGGCUGUUAGUGAACGACUCAUGAUGCAGAAGCAGGCUCUCGGUAACUUCCGUCAGGCGCUACAUGCUAUCAACUCGAGUCUGGACGCGAUCCUCUCCCAACACGACCUAGAGACUACGGUGCGAACUGCGAAUGCCCGACGGAAGCAUGCGAUUUUGAGACAGAGAUGUCUUGCGCUUGCUACUAAGGUGCAGGUUCUACGUAAUAGGGGUUAUUCCUUGGAUAAGGAGGAAGAUGAAUUGAAGACGAAGUUGGAGACUCUUGAUCGGACGGUAACGGAUCCGGCUCUGAGUGCAAGGACGGAGGAGCUGUGGAGUCGGUUGAUUAUGUUGAGGGGAUAUGCGGAUAGUCUGCAGAACGAGAUCAAUACUCGGGGAGCAGAGGUUCAGGAGGGUAUAGGAGAGGAGAAUGAAGCGCAAGCUAAGGAGAUCUUGGACAAGUUCGACAAGCAACUACAAUCACUCACAGCCUCAGUUAAGCAGGUUCAGAAGGACUACGAGGAAUGGAUCGAGGCAAACCCACCUCCGAAGAAGUAAAUCUUGGUAGUACGAAAGGGGGGAAAUAAUGCAACCGAGAAAGCCGUAAUAUCAGGAUGAGAUGACGCCUUAAUGGGAACGGACUUCAGGAUUGUGUCAGAAACUUUCAGGUGGCAUGUCAUCCAUAGGGAGGAGCUCGGUGUAGGAACCGCAUAAAAAGCUCGGCGUUAAGGGAUAUCUGCUUCUGAUAUUAGACAACAGCAUUCUGAGUCGCCUUUUUUUACUUUCUGAAUACCCUCAUAAACCCGGAUGGCCAAUUCUCAUGCGCUGCACUCUUCAAAUUUGGGGUGGCCUUUGUGAUAUGCGGUUUGGUUGUAAUUCUUUAUAUUCGUGAGGGAAGAUGGAAGUCCAUAGUUGACUAGACUUCAUGCCUUAUAUAAAGAU
Molecule: messenger RNA, 1851 nt
Organism: Hypoxylon trugodes
Lineage: Eukaryota; Fungi; Ascomycota; Sordariomycetes; Xylariales; Hypoxylaceae
Product: nucleoporin complex subunit 54-domain-containing protein
Exons: 3
Coding region: 355-1467 (370 amino acids)
Biological process (GO): NLS-bearing protein import into nucleus; protein localization to nuclear inner membrane; nuclear pore organization
Cellular component (GO): nuclear pore; nuclear pore central transport channel
Molecular function (GO): structural constituent of nuclear pore
Source: RefSeq, a predicted model, not a curated record